AUGUCUUCUAAGAAGAUCAUUCUCAUCACUGGUGCAAACCAGGGCAUUGGCUUCGACAGCACCUGGGCUUUGGUCUCCGCAUCCCCCGACAAUCACGUCGUCGUCGGCUCCCGUAGCGCGGAGCGGGGCGCCAAGGCCGUGGAAGAUCUCCAGGCCCGGAAGCCGGCCGGCACUGUGAGCCUCUUGGAGCUCGACAUCACUUCCGACGACUCCAUCAAGGCGGCGGUUGAGAAGCUCACCGCCGACUUUGGCGUCCUCGACGUCCUCGUCAACAACGCCGGCAUUGUCAUUACACAACCCAAGGAUCGCCGGUCUGAGCUGAUCGACACUUUCAACACCAACGCAGCUAGCGCAUUGCUCCUCACCGAGGCUCUGAUACCGCUACUCAAGAAGUCCAAGGACGCGAGAAUCAUCAACGUCACGAGUGGUCUCGGUUCCAUCCACGGACGCACUACUCCGGGUGGUGCAUUUUACGAUGUUCCCGGCGAUGCCUACCGCAUCUCCAAGGCGGCGCUGAACAUGGCGACGGCGCAUAUGCUGUGGGCCUACAAUAGCUGGGGCGCAAAAGUCUGGGCCUUCUGCCCUGGAUGGGUCGUCACCAAUCUUACGGGUGAAGGUGACAGGCAGAACAGAAUUGAUGGAGGUGCUGAGAGUUCGGAAACCAGCGCGCAGGGCAUUCUCGAGAUUGUUGAGGGCAAGAGAGAUGGUGAGGUUGGCAAGUUUCUUCAGAGGAAUGGUGGGCAGUUCCAGUGGUGA
Messenger RNA from Colletotrichum phormii, 756 nucleotides. RefSeq names its product short chain dehydrogenase. Gene Ontology annotation, cellular component: cytoplasm. The coding region runs from base 1 to 756 and encodes 251 amino acids. The record is from RefSeq and is a predicted model, not a curated record. The transcript has 2 exons. Gene Ontology annotation, molecular function: oxidoreductase activity. Gene Ontology annotation, biological process: secondary metabolic process. Lineage: Eukaryota; Fungi; Ascomycota; Sordariomycetes; Glomerellales; Glomerellaceae.